GCCGGACUAUCUUUACAGAGGGGCACGAAGUAGGUGAAAGAAACACGAAAACAACACCAGCAGCUCAACAGUAACGUUUGAAUUAAAUAAAUCAGGGUAGCUAGCUAUGCCUCUUCAUGAUUUGGCUGUCCCAUUUUCAUCAGUGGAAAUUGAUGUAGCUAGCUAUUUAUAUUUGUUGAACUUGUGUAGUAUAAAGUGGUAAACUACUAAGCAAGCGAACUACGUUACUAACUUCACUCGCGGUCACUGUAGCCAACUUGGCUAACUAUUUAGGUCAUUAAGCCUUUUGCCAACCGUGUUUGAAGUCACCAGCCAUGGCGGAACGUGGUGCACAUUUGACAACUGCAGCUGCAGACGACAGACCGUCGAUAUUCGAGGUCUUGGCACAGGACUCCCUGAUGGGUGCGGUAAGACCCGCCUUGCGACACGCUGUGAAGGUUCGACGAUAUUUUCUCACCCCUGUAAUUUUUGCUACAUCAGCAGACACUUGAGGUGUAUUCAUUACGCCGUUGGUUCGUUUCCCACGGGGGGCCAGUAUGAAAAUGUAUGCACUCACUAACUGUAAGUCGCUCUGGAUAAGAGUGUCUGCUAAAUGACUAAAAUGUAAUGUAAAAAUGAGUCUGUUGCAUAACGUUUCGUCUGUUGCAAAACGUUUUGCAACAGAAUCAGUUUACUCCAAACGGUAAACAUUUUGCAACAAAAUUAGUUUCUAUUGGACAAAUUCAGGUAGGACCUUCCCCGUUCCUUUUGGUUCUUAAACGGUAAACUGUUUCCGAAGAAAGACGUAAUAAAUACACCCCAGUAAGAAACUAUAAACCAUGUUUAUCCAACAACGGUUGAUUAUUUUAAACGGCUGGAACAAAAGCCUGCACACAUGCUGAUAUACACUGCUCAAAAAAAUAAAGGGAACACUUAAACAACACAAUGUAACUCCAAGUCAAUCACACUUCUGUGAAAUCAAACUGUCCACUUAGGAAGCAACACUGAUUGACAAUACAUUUCACAUGCUGUUGUGCAAAUGGAAUAGACAACAGGUGGAAAUUAUAGGCAAUUAGCAAGACACCCCCAAUAAAGGACUGGUUUUGCAGGUGGUGACCACAGACCACUUCUCAGUUCCUAUGCUUCCUGGCUGACGUUUUGGUCACUUUUGAAUGCUGGCGGUGCUUUCACUCUAGUGGUAGCAUGAGACGGAGUCUACAACCCACACAAGUGGCUCAGGUAGUGCAGCUCAUCCAGGAUGGCACAUCAAUGCGAGCUGUGGCAAGAAGGUUUGCUGUGUCUGUCAGCGUAGUGUCCAGAGCAUGGAGGCGCUACCAGGAGACAGGCCAGUACAUCAGGAGACGUGGAGGAGGCCGUAGGAGGGCAACAACCCAGCGGCAGGACUGCUACCUCCGCCUUUGUGCAAGGAGGAGCAGGAGGAGCACUGCCAGAGCCCUGCAAAAUGACCUCCAGCAGGCCACAAAUGUGCAUGUGUCUGCUCAAACGGUCAGAAACAGACUCCAUGAGGGUGGUAUGAGGGCCCGACGUCCACAGGUGGGGGUUGUGCUUACAGCCCAACACCGUGCAGGACGUUUGGCAUUUGCCAGAGAACACCAAGAUUGGCAAAUUCGCCACUGGCGCACUGUGCUCUUCACAGAUGAACGCAGGUUCACACUGAGCACAUGUGACAGAGUCUGGAGACGCCGUGGAGAACGUUCUGCUGCCUGCAACAUCCUCCAGCAUGACCGGUUUGGCGGUGGGUCAGUCACUGUGUGGGGUGGCAUUUCUUUGGGGGGCUGCACAGCCCUCCAUGUGCUCGCCAGAGGUAGCCUGACUGCCAUUAGGUACCGAGAUGAGAUCCUCAGACCCCUUGUGAGACCAUAUGCUGGUGCGGUUGGCCCUGGGUUCCUCCUAAUGCAAGACAAUGCUAGACCUCAUGUGGCUGGAGUGUGUCAGCAGUUCCUGCAAGAGGAAGGCAUUGAUGCUAUGGACUGGCCCGCCCGUUCCCCAGACCUGAAUCCAAUUGAGCACAUCUGGGACAUGUCUCGCUCCAUCCAUCAACGCCACGUUGCACCACAGACUGUCCAGGAGUUGGCGGAUGCUUUAGUCCAGGUCUGGGAGGAGAUCCCUCAGGAGACCAUCCGCCACCUCAUCAGGAGCAUGCCCAGGCGUUGUAGGGAGGUCAUACAGGCACGUGGAGGCCACACACACUACUGAGCCUCAUUUUGACUUGUUUUAAGGACAUUACAUCAAAGUUGGAUCAGCCUGUAGUGUGGUUUUCCACUUUAAUUUUGAGGGUGACUCCAAAUCCAGACGUCCAUGGGUUGAUACAUUUGAUUUCCGUUGAUAAUUGUUGUGUGAUUUUGUUGUCAGCACAUUCAACUAUGUAAAGAAAAAAGUAUUUAAUAAGAUUAUUUCAUUCAUUCGUAUCUAGGAUGUGUUAUUUUAGUGUUCCCUUAAUUUUUUUGAGCAGUGUAUUUGUGCAGGUGAGUUGGAGAAUGCUGGCCCAUCAAGGUAUCCUACUAGACUACAGAAAUAGCAUUAUGAUGUUGGAUCACUUGAUGUGUUAAAUAGUUUGUAUUAGACCUUGUAUGACUUUUUAAUACGUGGUGUCCAUAUACUGACUUUGCUGCACUGAUAUUAAUGUAUGAUUCAAGUUUGAUAUGAUGCAACUAACUUCUCUCAACUAUUACCUCAGGUUCUGGCUGAGUCCAACCCCUCUCGCUACGGAUUCCUCUGGCGGAGAUUUGACGAGAUUCACGCUGUUCUCGACGUAUUGCUUCAGCACCAUUUUCUGUCACGGACUAGCGCCUCAUUCUCUGAGAACUUUUACAGCCUAAAGCGCGUUGCUGCUUCGGGGCGCGAGCGGCCAGCUCACCUGGGUCUGCAUGGGAAACACCACUGGUGCUCGCUGAUCCUGCUUGCCCUCGUUCCUUACCUGAGGGCCAAGCUGGAACAGGUACUGGCCAAGCAGAGGGACGAGGAUGAUUUUUCCAUCCGCCUACCACAGACGCCCUUGCAAAGGAUGUACAGGGCCUUCCUGGCAUCCUACCCCUAUGUCAGCAUGGGCUGGGACAGCUGGGUCUUCUGCCAGCAGCUGCUGUAUGUGUUUGGCCUAGCCAAGACCCACUCACCAUUUCUGUGGCUGGCAGGUGUCAGGCUGGCUCACCUCACAGGACAUGACAUCACAAAUAUGGACCUCAAACCAGCCACCCCUUCCACGGCCAUCGGCUCAAGGUAAGAAUGAAAUUGGGACAUCCUGUCUCAAGGGACCCCGAGUUCAAAGAGCUUUAUUCACUUUUAAAGCAUUUAGCCUAUAAGCAUACUUCCCUCUGUUGUUCUUUCUUCCCAGUGUUGGUGAGAGGCUGCGGCGGCUGACGUCGACAGUGGUGGGGGGUGUGGCUCUGUCCCUCUCCACUAGUCUCUCCUUGGGAGUGUUUUUCCUGCAGUUCCUCGAGUGGUGGUACUCCUCAGAGAACCAGAGCACCAUCAAGACCCUGACCUCCCAUCCCACACCACCCCCUCCCAUCCACCUCCAGGACCAACAACCACUGACCAGACAGAGCAAAGUAUGUCCGCUCUGCUGCAAGGUCCGCACCAAUGAUACCGUUCUCUCCACCUCUGGUUUUGUCUUCUGUUACCGCUGUAUUUAUGUCUACAUCAAAGCCAACCAGAGAUGUCCGAUGACUGGGUACCCCACUGAACUUCAUCAUCUCAUCAAGAUUUACUCACCAGAGAGCUAGAGAGAAUCUUAUUUCCAUUCCCAUGAGGGACUUUGACAAUCAUGUCACAAUGACAAUUUAUACUGUAACUGAUUAGUUAGUUAUUGACUAUAUCCCUUAUGACCAUUUGUAAAUAAUUUAAGGCACUAACGGGGGGCCAGUAUAAAAAAAA
Messenger RNA from Coregonus sp. 'balchen', 3873 nucleotides. The record is from the annotation of a GenBank genome assembly. NCBI's taxonomy places the organism in Eukaryota, Metazoa, Chordata, Actinopteri, Salmoniformes, Salmonidae.